This is a messenger RNA of Lithohypha guttulata, 390 nucleotides long. RefSeq lists its product as uncharacterized. NCBI's taxonomy places the organism in Eukaryota, Fungi, Ascomycota, Eurotiomycetes, Chaetothyriales, Trichomeriaceae. The record is from RefSeq and is a predicted model, not a curated record. Bases 1 to 390 code for a protein of 129 amino acids. The transcript has 2 exons. Gene Ontology annotation, cellular component: preribosome, large subunit precursor.
AUGGCGAAGAGUUCUCGAGCUUCAAACAAGAAGCGCAAUAAUGCUAACCUACGCACUAAAGUCUUUGGACCAGCUCAUGAUGCUCGCCUAGAACGUUUGUCUGCUAAGCUGCAAGAAAUAGCAAAUGCGCCCAAGCCAGACGAAGAGAAGAAGAUGGACGUUGAGGGGGAGAAGGCACAAGAAGAGGAAGAGGCAGGUGACGACGGUACAAAGACACAGGUUCAUGAUGAGGCUAUGCAAUGGACCGGUCUUUCCUCUGCUCGAAAAUUGAGAAGUACUAAAUCCUCAGGUCGCAUCACGAAGCACGCGAGACGCAAACCCAGGAACCAGGUUGUAUUCCCCUCUGAGAACGCGAGAAGAAAGCGACAGACCAAGAGCAAGAAAGGAUGA